CCUUUUAGAAUUAUUUAAUUAACACGGUGUUUUUUGGUGGUUGAUAAAAGGUGACGUGUGUGUGUGGGUUUUUAGGAUUGUUUGAAAACCACAAUCCAGCCCUUUGAACGCACGCAGCUUCGGUGCACCUGCGAUAGCCAAGUAGUGCACUCGUCACGUAGAGGGUGGUGCGCAAUAAUUUAGCAAGUAAUCGUGCACAUCGUACUGAAUUCAAUAAUUGAAUUUAAAUUGCUACAGCGAGAACGAAAAAACACUGGCUCAAAUGGACGGCAAUAAAGACGAAGCUCAUCGCUGUAUAGAUAUAGCUGUACAAGCAUUUGCGGAGGGUAAAAUCGAGAAAGCUGAAAAAUUUGUGCUAAAAGCCGAGAAAUUGUUUCCAACUGCACGGGCCAAGGAGUUACUGGCUAAAGUGAAGUCAGGCACAACUACAGGUGCGGGCAAAACGAGCAACAGUACAGGUGGCAACGGCACGGCCCACCGUGAGACCACUGCUACUGAUGGUCCACGUAAGCGCAAGAACUCUGACUCUCGUCAUGCAGAGCCGGAGUAUACGAAGGAGCAACUUGAGGCCGUACGUAAGGUUAAAGGUUGUCGCGAUUACUACGAAAUUUUAAGCGUUACCAAAGAAUCCACUGAUUCGGAAAUUAAGAAAUCCUACAAGAAAUUGGCAUUACUGUUGCAUCCUGACAAAAAUAAAGCACCUGGCGCUUCGGACGCCUUCAAAGCUGUGGGAAACGCUGCUGCUAUUCUCACGGAUGCUGAGAAACGUAAGCAAUACGAUCUAUAUGGCUUAAAUGAGACACACAGCAGUGGACACGGUGUUCGCAGAGACAAUUACGAGUAUGCAUACGCACGCGGUUUCCAAGCCGAAGUUAGUCCUGAAGAUUUAUUCAAUAUGUUCUUUGGCGGUGGCUUUGCCCAGCAAAAUGUAUACAUGCGUCAACAAAGGCGUCGACAACAGCAUCGUGAUGAUGGCGAACAUCAAUCGAACUCUUCGGCGCUUAUAAACUUUUUGCCCAUACUACUUUUGAUUGGUUUAUCGAUGAUAUCCUCGUUCUUCAUAUCGGAUCCGAUUUACAGCUUAACGCCAUCACAUAAAUAUGCUGUAAAACGUGAAACAAAUCGCUUAAAAGUUCCGUACUAUGUGAAGAAUAAUUUCCACUCCGAAUAUCAAGGAUCCGUUGGACGUUUAGAAGAGUCAGUGGAGGAGGACUUUAUAGACCAUCUGAAGUAUUCUUGCAGCCGCGAGCGUAACUACCGUGAUUCUAUGUUGGCAAAAGCUCGCUCGUUUGGUGAUCGCGAACUUUUCCGUAAAGCACAAAAUAUAAAUAUGCCUUCGUGUGACAACCUACAGAAUUAUUUGAAUACGUAGUUUAUUCUAAAAUAAGUAAAUUUGUUUGUUGUCUUCGUUAUUGUGUUUUUAAUACAUUACAUUUAUUUACAUAUAAUUUAAAAUCUUAGUAGGAAAAAAAUGGAAAUCGACAAAAUAUGUACGUGCGUUCCUAAUUGAGAAUUUUAGCUAAAGUAACUUCCGAGGAUAACGACCGGGUAAAACAAAAAUUUAAACUUAUGAGCGUGUGUAUGUUAAUCUAACGCUGUUUUGAUUAUCUUAUAGCUAUUUUUCAAAGAAGUUUUGGAAUAGAAUCAAAUUACCUUACAUAACAUGCAUAUUUAGAUUAACAAAAAUAUAAACGCUGCUUUAUUUAAGAUCAGAUAGUUUGGCAAUAAAUGCAAUAGUCGAUA
Messenger RNA from Rhagoletis pomonella (apple maggot), 1743 nucleotides. Its product is annotated as dnaJ homolog subfamily B member 12-like. Gene Ontology annotation, cellular component: endoplasmic reticulum membrane. Gene Ontology annotation, biological process: cellular response to misfolded protein. Gene Ontology annotation, molecular function: Hsp70 protein binding. Lineage: Eukaryota; Metazoa; Arthropoda; Insecta; Diptera; Tephritidae. The record is from RefSeq and is a predicted model, not a curated record.